CCAUCAACCGAUCCGUGACAUAAGGAAUCCAAGAUGUCGGAUCGCACUAUCGUCGAGAACUUCCGUGAUCGGGAGGGUUACCGGUGCGGUUACUGUGGAAGUACAGACUCUAACUAUUCCCACGGAAUGUGGGCUCAUCAGCUAACUUGUCAAGAUUAUCAGGAUCUCAUCGACAGAGGAUUUAGAAGGAGUGGCAAGUAUUGUUACAAGCCAGACUUAAACAAGAUGUGCUGCCCUUGCUAUCCAAUAAGGUGUGAAGCCCUUCACUUUAGAGCAACCAAGUCACAAAAGAAAGUCCUAAAGAGAAUGACAAAGUAUCUUACUGUUCCUCAAGCAGCAGCAGGGAAAUUAUCAUGUUCCACUUCAGAAGACACGGCCAUGCAUUGUAAAGAUGCUGAGAAUGACAGGUGUCAAUCAUCUGUUGAAUCCCUUAGCGACAAGCUUCAGGGGGGAUUGAUAAAUACAGACAAACUGCAUCAGGUUAGGCCGAGUGAACCUCGGAAUACAGCCACAACUGGGAAACAGUGCAAAGAUGAAGGACCUAGCAGUACUGCUAGUUCCACCAACCAAGUAAAGACUUGUAGCAAUGUUACACCAGGGAAAGGUCCAGACCCAAGUAAACCACCUUGCCGGAAAGCCAAAGAUAUUAGAAGACAGAGAAGGCAACAAAAGAAGAAAAAUGGGGUAGAGGAGCAGAGUAUACCAAGGCCUAAGAAUGAAGCCAAAAGUUUGGAACAAUUUCUGAUGGAGCAUCGGCCUGAUGUGAACACAGCUCACAAGAUGGAGGUCAGGCUAGUACGAUCUGACAUGAACAACCCCGAGUUUUUCCGUACACACCAGGAGUCAUACGAGGUGUACAAGAAAUACCAGACUGGGAUUCACAAAGAUAAACCUGAUGAGUGCACAGAAAAGCAGUACAGAAGAUUUCUUUGCAGUUCUCCCCUUGUGCACUCCAAAGAAGCAGGUGCUCCCCACAUGGGAUAUGGCUCAUUCCACCAACAGUACUGGCUUGACGGUCGUAUAAUUGCUGUUGGGGUGCUGGAUAUCUUGCCAAGUUGUAUAUCAUCCGUCUAUCUGUUUUAUGACCCAGCAUACUCCCAUCUUUCCCUGGGUGUCUACUCUGCUCUCAGGGAAGUCUACCUAGUACAGUGCUUACACAAAGAGUCUGCAAGUGUCCAAUACUACUAUAUGGGAUUCUACAUCCAUUCCUGCCCCAAGAUGAGAUACAAGGGAAACUAUUACCCUUCAUACCUUGUGUGCCCAGAGACGUAUCGCUGGGUUCCCAUUGAGCAGUGCAGGCCUAAACUCGACGCCAACAAAUACUCGCGACUGGAUCAGACUGGGCCGGAUUUCCCCAGCACAGAUAUAAACAAAAUGCUGAUUUUAUAUGAGAGACAAGCUAUGCCUUAUUUGAUUUACCGAGCUAUCAAACAAAACGAGGAUGAUGAAGGUGAUGAUAACGAUGACACUGAUGAAAUUCAAGAGCUUGCGGAUAUGGUCGGUCCCGCGGUAGCCCAGCGAAUGCUCUUGUUCAGAUCUUAGGCUGACUUUAAAGGCCAGGCGUUGUGUCGGUAUUGUGCGAGGAAAAAGUAUGCAAAGAAAUAGUAGAAUUGAUUUGGUGUUUCUAUAAGUAGUAUUUAGGUAAGCUAAACUAUAUUUCGGUUUUGCCAUGCAUUGUAUUGAGGGUUGUAUUCAAAGAAUUCAGCCUAACUCGUCUGAGCCAUCCAUCCCAAGGACCUCGUGAAAUAGUGUCUUUUGUUUUUUUGUUUUUGUUUUUUUUGCUUGGAGUUUUUAGCUUACGUUAGUAGGUGUGUAAGUUAAUUUUUCCCUGAAAAUGACAAGCAAGAAAUACAUAGUCAAGCGUUUUCUUCAAACUCGCCAAAACUUCCGUGGAUUGCUUAAAGAUGCUUAAAGACAUGGAACUCAAAUCAAUAACGGCAAAAGAUGACGGAAUAAUAAAUUGGUCAUUUAGAACUUUUUUAAGAUAUGGUUUUCAAGUGAAUUGAUUGUUAAGCCCUCAGCUUUUUUUAGAAUUUUUAGUUUUAGUUGCUGAGAAGUUUUCCUUUUCCCUCUGUUUAUCGCCUUCCUUUUUCUCAACAACACGAAAAGUUUUUUGUGUCCUUAACCUUAUUUCAUUCUGUUGUUUUCUUCAAGUUAACUGCGCUCUUUUUUAGGCGAACCAUUUAAAACCUUCACAAAGUUCUUCUGGGCAUAUACAAUCGAAAUUAUCAGCUGACUACAUAGAAGGCCGUGAAAAUGUGCUCCCCCAAACAAGUAUUUUUCUUAUUAGAUUUAAACCAAGCAAUUCUUUUUCUGUCGUGAUAUGAUGUAACCCAUGUUUCGGACGACUAAUGUGCUUACACAUAAACAAAUAAUACGUGAAAAUGUAUCGACUUAUUCUGGUAAAGACUUGAAAAGAGAUGUACGUUUUUGUCAACAUAAUUUUGUUCUUCCUUUCAUCAGUUCAUGGCAGAUCAGUGUACUGUACAAAAUUUAUUAUUUCGCUAUAAUAGCAGUUCACAUGAUUUCAAUCAAGCAUGAUAAAAUAUCUCUGUAGAAACAACAAAACGUCUGGGAAAAUUUCCCGAAUUAUAUCCAAGUCAGAUACAGUAAGAAUGCAUGAUAUUUACUGGAAGACAGUUAAAAUAUUCUUGAGGGGGUUAUCGUCAAUGUAUUUUGCCUUUUUUUUUCGAUUUCUUUUGUUUUUGUGAUAAUACUUGGGUUUGCAAAGUGCGCAAGACCCCAUAGGUAGUUUCGACAUGUGAGCCUUGAGGUAGUUCUGGUAGUUCUGUCAAAUACUGUUUGUGCUUGUUGAGUUUCUUGUAUGAUGAUAAUUUGCCUUUUCUUUUACAAUAAAAAGCAUUUGGGUAGUACGUAGUACUGUUUACUGAACCGUGUCUCCAGCUCAUUUUGUAAGCUGAAACAUUUGGGUGAUUGUUCUUGUGUUCAUCCAAGAAAAGUCGUUGAACCUCCUUAUGACAGAAGUCCCACAAUAAAAUGAUUUUGGUUGAUUCCAGUUGUACAGUGUGUUGUAAAGUGUGACUGAAAAGAAGUUUAGAGUGUUUUUAAUAAACUUGUGAAACAAAACUAACUAGUUGAACUAUAUUAAAGAUUAAUUUAAAAAAUAUAUUAGGAAAUCAUUAAAGCUAGGUCAAAAAAAAGUGUUUAUACUAAAGUGUGAAAAGCAAAAUGCAUGCGGAAGCAAUUCAGGAUUUUAUACUUUUCAUGCGAUUUCUCUCAUUUUUCACAGUUAUAUUCAAAUGAGAAGUUAUUUUUCUCUAUUCAUAAUAAUUUUUGUACGUUAUCUGAAUUAGCUGUCACUCUCUUCAGUGUAAGAAUAGGCUUCCCGCUGCGAUGGGCUAUCGUCACAGUGAAAGACAGUACUUUGAGUUUCCCGUGGGAAGAAAUGCUGACAAUCUCAAGCAUAAAUAACGACAAAGGGCUUCAUGGCAGCGAUCCGUUGAUCUGUUUACGCUUUACUAGACUCCUGGACAUGCCUAACACAGUAUAUAAAUUAUUGGAAAAUGACUCAUUAUGUCGAAUUUCUCAUAGAGUGAUGUUAUUUGAUGGUAUUUGGAUUUUUAUUCUUAAAGUCAAAGGAAACAUUGUUAUGUUUGGGCUGUGGUCCCUUACGUACCCAACGUGUAAUUCACUAAUUCGCCAAACAAAUCCUCUCGUUUCGCGAACAUAAGCAGACACCGCGAAUGCUAUUCCUUACGUCUCACAACUCCCUGGUCAGAUUCUAAGGUUAAAAAUGGGAUUGGGAACGUUUAAAUGUGGAACGAGAAAUAGGAUUAGAGUUAUAGCUGGACUAAUACUGUUAUUAAACAAUAUUAUAUUAAAUGUGCUUAGAUAUGUGA
Nematostella vectensis (starlet sea anemone) is the source of this 3860-nucleotide messenger RNA. RefSeq names its product arginyl-tRNA--protein transferase 1. The coding region runs from base 34 to 1542 and encodes 502 amino acids. The transcript is spliced from 16 exons. NCBI's taxonomy places the organism in Eukaryota, Metazoa, Cnidaria, Anthozoa, Actiniaria, Edwardsiidae. Gene Ontology annotation, biological process: protein arginylation. Gene Ontology annotation, cellular component: cytoplasm. The record is from RefSeq and is a predicted model, not a curated record. Gene Ontology annotation, molecular function: arginyl-tRNA--protein transferase activity.